Molecule: messenger RNA, 2203 nt
Organism: Aspergillus saccharolyticus JOP 1030-1
Lineage: Eukaryota; Fungi; Ascomycota; Eurotiomycetes; Eurotiales; Aspergillaceae
Product: fungal specific transcription factor domain-containing protein
Exons: 5
Coding region: 102-1907 (601 amino acids)
Biological process (GO): DNA-templated transcription
Molecular function (GO): zinc ion binding; DNA binding
Source: RefSeq, a predicted model, not a curated record
UAAAACCACCGCCUGUACAGCGUGUAAGCAAAAGAAGCUCAAAAGGGGACCCGCCAUGUCAACACUGUGUGGCUAAUGGCAUCGAGUGCCAUGUCGACGAGAUGGCCGACAUGCGUCGCAAAUUUGCCAUGAAAAGGAAACUGGAGCGUCUCGAACAAGCCGAAGACACCCUGAUGCGUCUGAUCGAAACACUGCGUGACAGCGAUAGCGAAGAUCUGGCCCAGGUGCUGAAUUUGAUCAGAAGCAAUGCCUCGGUCGAUGAGAUACAAACCUACCUCGACCAAGAACUGUUAGGUCCCCACGAUGAACUGUCUCCUGGCCUGCAAGAAAUCAGAAAUCAGCUCUCCCGCCCUUCCGAAGAAGCCGACGAUGACAGUCGAUCGGCUCGACAUGGUAGCCGCCGCAUGCUAGAUGUGCGCCGCUUGGCUGACAGCCCGGUAUAUCGGGUUCCGGCGAAGCCAUGGACGAAGGCCACCGAUGAUGACGAUCUGGUAUCUCAUCUGAUCUCCCUCUGGUUAACAUGGACCUAUCCAUUCCUCAACUGGUUAGAUAAAGACGCCUUCAUCCGGGACAUGCAGGCAGGUCGACUCGAUUGCCAAUCCUGCACACCGUUCCUGGUAAAUGCCAUCCUCGCGGAAGCUAGUUACCACUCCGACUACGCAGAAGUUUUUACCGUACCCAACGAUAUGUUCUCCCGGGGUGAUCAGUUCUAUGAGGAAGCACGUCGUUUGUUUGAAGAGGAAGAAGGCACUGCAAGUCUACCCACCAUUCAGGGUCUCCUCGUAUUAUUUGUUCGCUUGACUCUCAUGGGGAAAGAUAGACUGGGUUGGAUGUACCUCGAUCUAGCGAUUCGGGCGGCCGAAGAAUACGAAGAGGCGCAUCCGACGAGGUCGACAGUCUCAGAAUCUGGUCGCGUUCUCGAAGAUGCAGCUAAUCGCACUCUUUGGGGCGUCUUCAGCAUGGCAUCCACUGCCAGUGUUUCAUUAAUGAAGCAUGUCAACCUCAAUCCACCGCGACGUCCCCGAAUAGCAACCUGUCAUCACGAUCCCCACGACAUCUGGUAUCCCUAUCCUCGCGAAGUCGAACCCGUACUGGGGCACCAUACCUGCGUUUUUGACCGGUGGUGUGAUCUUUCCUGCCAUUUAAUCACUAUAAGCCGCGCAUUCCAUGACUUAGAACACCAAAUUCCUCGGUCGGAGAUUGCGACUUUCGUGCCGGCCAUGUUUACGCAAUUACAGGGCUGGUAUGCUAAUUUGCCGGCUUGUUUACAUGCGGAGACAGCAACUGUUCCCCACAUUCUAGCGCUUCACAUGCUCUAUCAUACGACUGUGAUGCAGAUUUUCGGCUUCAUGCGCUCUAGUAGUGAGAUAGUAUUAGAUCCGGGAUCUGCCAGCCAGGCCCGAGAGCUCUGCCUUGCAUCGGCCCGGCAAAUCGCCCACUUACUGGACAUCCAUCGCGCCAAAUGGGGCAUUGAUCGCAUGGCCCCAUCGACCAUCCAAUGGUGGAGCAUUGGACUGUUUACCCUGAUGGAGUCCCUUGACUCUCGAGACAAUAGGAUUGCCUUCAUCGAGCUGUGCACUAUCGCCCGUGCAUUUGCUCGACGCAUGCCUCUCGCCAAGGGAAUCUUUCGUAUGAUUCAGUUAUCUGCCAAUCAAAUGCAGGUUAUUCUACCCAGGGAGACCGAGGCGCUCUUUACGGACUUCGAGACACUCGCCUGGAAAGCGAGCGAUUCUCAGGAAUUCAGCAGCUUCUAUCCGCAUUUCCUUACUGUAGUCCAGCAAGGGUCUUUACGACAACCUGGGGUCGAUCUCGAUCAAUUUCUCACUAAAUGGGAUGCAUUGAGCAUCUCCGAGCGCAAUUCACACGGUCACAACCAUGACUACGGGCCGGAACCUUCUGGCGGGUGAUACGGCCCACUCAGCAUAAAUCAAAUCAUACUUUACGUUCUUGGCUUCUGAUGAAUGUAUUGUUCCACAAACUGUGGAUGUAGAGAUAAAGGCAGUAUUUUUUUGGGUGGCAAAGUCACGCGGGAAGUGACCCGCUUGCAUGCCUCUGCAUGCCUCGGAUUUGGGGCACCUCCAUCCUGCUUCAGCCUCUCGGAAACCACUUCCUGCGAAUUUAAUGAGCAGAGACCAACGCAGGAAUCAUUUCCGCAGAGUACGCCAAGGGUUCGCUGCCCAGAAUGUAAGACUAGGCCGAAGUU